CUAUAAAAAUCAUUGCCAGAAGAGAAAACCCCUCACAUUUACCUGUCUAAUGUAUAAAAAUAGUAGGCCCGGAUAGUUUAAACAUCGCUUGCUGGAUUGGACGCCUGGAUUAGACACUUUGAACACAGCAAAUUGGUGAAAUGGGGUCUCAAAAUAAUGAUAUUAAUCAGGAUUUCCAGGAUGCCAUUGAUGUGAUGCAGCGACACUCAGAAAUAUUUUACUAUGAUACAGACAGUAAAUACACUGAGAAUAUCCGAAGUCAUGAUUCGGCGGUUCAGUACUCACUGUCUUGUUACCGCUACGCACCUCACUCUGCAGGAUCGUCUGCUUCGUACGAUUGGGGUGAAGCUUCGUCGUGGUCUCAUUUGGUACCAGAGGCGUCUCCAUGGGGAACAGCCGAGCCUUCGGUGCUCUACCCAAUACUACCUGAACGGCUGCGGAAAGGCCGAAAGAAGCUGCGUCUGUACGAAUACCUUCAUGAAGCCCUGCACGAUGCCAGCAUGGUUGACUCCAUUCAGUGGACGGACCAUGGCACCGGAACAUUCCACUUCAUUUCUAAAAACAAAGAGAAGCUUGCUGAGUGCUGGGGCCAGCGCAAGGGCAACCGCAAAGCAAUGACCUACCAGAAAAUGGCCCGGGCGCUACGCAACUACAGCCGCACGGGUGAGAUUGUCAAAGUGCGCCGCAAACUCACCUACCAGUUCAACCCGCUGAUCCUGCAGAGACUGGAGACCAUUACAGCAUCUGGUCCAUCAUCACAAGAGCUUAUCUCUCACCAGAUCCCUCCUGAACAGGGCUACUACUGCUCAUCUGGAUCCGACUGGCACAACUGGUACGCACAGUGCCCUUACCCUGCAGAGUACGACUUUACUUCGUCACUGACGUCAACAGAGGGCCUCAAAACACACAACACAACUCAGUGAAGACAAACCUGAAAGACUUUUCCUGCAGCAUGCACCUGAUUGUGCAAUGAACCUGACUUGAGCAUGAGAAAUCGCCCUGCAAUGCCGAAUAUACGUACAGAACUUAAACAGGUCCUGCUAAUGUCUAAAAACUGGAAAAAAAGUGUUUACUAUUUUGUGCUUGGUAAUGUCUGUAAACCGUAAAAUUACAUUUUGCAUUGUAUUACAUAUUGCAUCGUAUUCACAUAUCGCAUUGUAUUUUACUGAGCUAUAAAAUGAAGUAAAUAUGAAGUAGAUGAGAACAAAGAUAAGCAUAAACUCAAAUAAAACUGUAUCAAAUU
Molecule: messenger RNA, 1243 nt
Organism: Silurus meridionalis
Lineage: Eukaryota; Metazoa; Chordata; Actinopteri; Siluriformes; Siluridae
Gene: spic
Product: Spi-C transcription factor (Spi-1/PU.1 related)
Exons: 5
Coding region: 141-923 (260 amino acids)
Biological process (GO): cell differentiation; regulation of transcription by RNA polymerase II
Cellular component (GO): nucleus
Molecular function (GO): DNA-binding transcription factor activity, RNA polymerase II-specific; sequence-specific DNA binding
Source: RefSeq, a predicted model, not a curated record